AUGGUGACCCACGGCCCUCACCCGUUCGACCCUAUCACACCCGAGGAGAUUAAGCUCGCCGUUAAGAUCCUCGAGGCGACUUUCCCCGGUGUAUCUCUGCGUUACAAGCGCAUUGAUGUCAACGAACCUAUCAAGAAAGAUGUUAUCGCAUACAUUGAAGCAGAGCGCCUACGACGGCCACUGCCCCCACCCCCAGCCCGUCUGCUUUAUGUCCUCUUCCACCGUCUGGACACCGGCGCAUUUUACAAGGCUAUUCUGAAUGCCGACAGACGCUCCAUCGUCUAUGCCAAAGAGCUCCCAAAGGAGGUCCAAGGCCCCGUCGAUAUUGAUGAAAUUGCUGCAAUUGAAGAGAUGUGCAUGAAGCACCCUGCAGUGCUGGCCGAGAUCGAAAAGUUGCAAUUGCCCGCGGGCGUGACAGUCUGCAACGACCCUUGGAUGUAUGGCACAGAUAACGACACCGAAGACCGACGCCUCUUUCAAUGCUUUAUGUAUAUGGUUGAAGUCGAUCACCCUCAAAACAACCACUACUCUCUUCCUUGCAAAUUCUCACCGGUGUUCGAUGGCCUUACCCACGAACUGAUUCGUAUGGAUUAUCUCCCCGGUGGGGCUGAUUUCGAGACCACCGCUACCCAGCCCUGGAAGGCCGUCAAGACGGUUCAAUAUGCCCACGGCCUCUUGGAUGAGCCUGUUCGUACUGAUCUCAAGCCUUAUAUCGUGCAGCAGCCAGAGGGCCCUUCAUACUCAGUAGAUGGAAACUCCGUUUACUGGCAGAAGUGGCGCUUCAGGGUUGGUUUCAAUGCUCGUGAAGGCUUGGUCAUCUAUAACGUCACUUAUGAUAACCGGAACCUGUUCUAUCGAUUGGCUGUCUCGGAAAUGACUGUUCCUUACGGAGAUCCCCGAGCUCCUUACCACCGCAAGCAGGCAUUCGAUGUCGGUGAUACUGGAUUCGGCAUGAACGCCAAUCAGCUCGCGCUUGGAUGUGACUGCCUCGGUCAUAUCAAGUACUUUGACGGAUACCGCAACGAUUGCAAGGGCAACCCGCUGCAGUUAAAGAACGUGAUUUGCAUGCACGAACAAGAUAACGGUUUACAACAUAAGCACACGAACUAUCGGACUGGUGCUGCAACCGUGGUGCGCAACCGCCAGCUGGUUCUGCAGAUGAUUUGCACCGUGGCCAACUACGAAUAUAUCUUCAAUUACAUCUUCGACCAGGCCGCUAAUGUCGAAUUGGAAGUCCGUGCUACCGGUAUUCUUUCCACUGUGCCAUUCGACAACGAGAACGGACAAACUGUUCCUUGGGGCACUAAUGUCGGGCCGGGUGUUAUGGCUCCUUUCCACCAACACAUGUUCUCACUGCGCAUCGACCCUGCUAUUGAUGGAUUCAAGAACACCAUUUACUAUGAGGACAGCGUUCCUAUGCCGGAAGAUGAGAGCAACCCUCACCUCGUAGGCUAUAUCUCCGAGCCCACGGUAAUGCGCACAGCAGGCACAGCCAACACUAGUGUAGACCGCCACCGUGUCUUCAAGAUCCGCAACGACAACGUCACCAACCCAAUCACCUACAAGCCCGUUGCAUACAAGCUCAUGGCAGCCCCCAGCCAGAUGCUGCUGGUCAGCAAGAACGCCCCGGGCUUCCGCCGUGCCGAAUUUGCUACCAAGCCCAUCUGGGUCACCAAAUACCAGGAUGAUGAGCUGUAUGCUGCAGGCGAGUUCACGAACCAGAGCCGACGCGCAGAGGGCGUCGAGACUUGGGUGCAGCGCAAGGAUAACACAGAGAACGAAGAUGUCGUCUUAUGGCACACCUUCGGUCUUACCCACAACCCCCGCAUUGAAGACUUCCCGGUCAUGCCGAUGGAGCGUAUCAGCGUCAUGCUGAAGCCCGAUGGCUUCUUCAACAAGAACCCGGCUCUUGACGUCCCGCAAUCUUCCCAGCUAUUCAACAAAUCCUCCCUGCAUCCCGAGGAAAAGCGUGCUGCGUGCUGUGCUGGAUCCGCGUCUGCUGAUAGCAAGCCGAAGCUGUAG
Penicillium soppii is the source of this 2022-nucleotide messenger RNA. RefSeq lists its product as uncharacterized. Gene Ontology annotation, molecular function: copper ion binding; quinone binding; primary methylamine oxidase activity. The coding region runs from base 1 to 2022 and encodes 673 amino acids. The transcript is spliced from 4 exons. Lineage: Eukaryota; Fungi; Ascomycota; Eurotiomycetes; Eurotiales; Aspergillaceae. Gene Ontology annotation, biological process: amine metabolic process. The record is from RefSeq and is a predicted model, not a curated record.